Molecule: messenger RNA, 267 nt
Organism: Geodia barretti
Lineage: Eukaryota; Metazoa; Porifera; Demospongiae; Tetractinellida; Geodiidae
Source: the annotation of a GenBank genome assembly
UGCUCUCCUGGCUGUGUGGCGUGACCAGAGGACUGGGGGUGAUGGGAGAUGGCUCCGGGGGUACGGGACUCUGGAUGCUCCCUCCACCUGCAGUGACAGUUAUAGCAGGGAAGAAAUGGUGGAAGGAGGGGAGGCUGGUUUGCCAUUUUCAGUUCACCCGAAUUAGAACUGCGUGCACGUGCGCCAUAGCUUUGUCCAUGGAAACUACAUACAUCACUAAGUACUAGUAUAUAGGGAUGGGCAUGGUAUGCGUCAUUGCUGUGCUCG